AUGAACAAAUCAAACUUCAAUGCAACGGGUACAACAAUGAUUCAUCUUAAACUCAGUGAUGAUCAAGGACACUGCUAUGAAGCUCACAAGACGAAUCCUAAAGAGAGCGGUUUUUAUCCAUGUCUGAACUUGCCAGUUUAUUACGAAGCUAAGUAUCAGAAAAGUCAGCCUCUCAAGUCUUAUCAACCCAGCUUCAAUCAAGAAGUUGAACCAAAUUUCAUCUUUAUUGGUCGUGCGAGAGAUUGGUCAAUUCAAAUUCGAUCACCUUUGUCUCAACUUCAAAGAUCAUUAUCCACUUUUGGACCAAUCAACUUGAUUCCAAUAUAA
Messenger RNA from Melampsora larici-populina 98AG31, 327 nucleotides. RefSeq lists its product as uncharacterized. Bases 1 to 327 code for a protein of 108 amino acids. The record is from RefSeq and is a predicted model, not a curated record. The transcript has 4 exons. NCBI's taxonomy places the organism in Eukaryota, Fungi, Basidiomycota, Pucciniomycetes, Pucciniales, Melampsoraceae.